UCUUCUCCGGAGUCUCUAGGUGGAAACAUGUGUUCAGCAAGUAUACCGGGAAGGGGGAGCCUCUGCUUCACCCUGCUGGUUCUCACUCUCACCAUCCCAGGCAUAAUUGGCAGUGUUCAAGUUUCUACACCACCUGUGGUGGAAGCAGAGAUUGGAAAACCCAUCAGCAUACCAUGUGUUCCCGAGAUAUCCACUCCAAGCACUAUGAAAUAUGUCCAAUGGUUUGUUAUGGAGAAGAAUACUCGGCAACGAAUCUAUUUCCAGGAUGGAGAAAACAGAAUUAUUAACAAUAACACUGAUUACACUGGUCGAAUCAAUGUGGAUAAGAGCUACACUCUGACCAUUGACAAUGUUGAGCUUCGAGAUGAGCGGACAUUUUGUUGCCAAGUUGGUGCUGGUCCAGCAGGCAAUGGUGAAGCCACAACAGAGCUGAAGGUUUAUGGUGCGCCAGAAAGACCUGAGAUACGGCCAAGUAAUAACCUCAUAUCAGUAAUGAAAACAGAACCAUCAAAGAUUGCCACAUGUCACACUAGGAAUGGUUAUCCUGCUCCCAACAUAACAUGGUACAAGGACCGCACCCCAUUGCAAGCUACCACCAAGAUAAACAACAAGAUGUAUAUGAUUUCUCAGGCCACAAAGGAGCCCAGUGGACUUUAUACCAUUGCUAGUACACUUUAUUAUCUGCCUGAGAAGAAGGACAAAGAUUCUAAAUUUUAUUGUGAGGUAAACUACAGGAUGCCACCAGGAUUAGACAAAAUGGAGUCUAAUUGGAUCAAGAUCCAAAUAUCCUAUCCAACAGAAAAUGUGGAAUUUCAGCACCGGCCCAAUGUAUUGAAAGAGACAGAUAAUGUGAUCCUAGAGUGCAACUCCGAUGGCUCAUCUUCUGUUGAAUACACCUUUUACAGAGUGCAGGAUGGACAAGAAGAGGAGAUCCUUGGAAGUGGCACUGGCAACACCUUUGAACUUGUUGGAGUGAAACGAAAUGAGAGUGGUGUUUAUGGCUGUAGAGUGCUGGACUUUGAUGCAGAUGACACGGAUUUUAAUGCAAACAAGACAAUAACAAUCAAUUAUCUGGAUCCGAUUGCACUGAAACCAAAAGGACCAUACAUUUUUAAGGAGGGUGACAAAAAUAAAAGUAUCUAUUGUAGCGCAGAGGGAUCACAACAGACAUCUGUGAUUUGGAAAAAACACAAGAAGAUAGUCAGUUCUGCAAAUCUUCUUCAACUACCUGUGGUCACAUCUGAUGAUUCUGGAAACUACACCUGUGAAGUUACAAUCAGGGGUGUUCCAAGUCUGCAUCGAAAAAAGUCCAUCAGAGUUACAGUCAAAGGACCACCUAAAGUCAACUGUACAGAGAAGAUAUUACACGAAGGUCAACAUUAUGUCAACUUGACUUGUAUUUUCAAAGGCUAUCCAACACCAAACAUUACAUGUAGCAUUGGAAAGGAGGCACAGGCCAUAAGAAAGCGCCAGCUGACUAAUCACAUUGUUAUCAGUGAAUUGAUUCUACCACUUCCUGCAGAGGGACUGAACGUGACUUGUAAUGGCAGCAACGAACAUGGGAGUAAGACUCACAACUCCGUAGUACAUAGAGAGUCAAUGGCAAUUUCAACAAAAGGGCCUCCUAUUGCUGAGUCAAUGGCAGUUUCUACAAAAGGGCCUCAUAUUGCUGGGAAGACUCAGAGAGGGAGCAGCGGUGGAAUGUUGAUAGUCGUCAUCAUUGUGUGCAUCAUUCUUCUUGCCUUCCUGGGUGCUGUCCUGUACUUCCUGUACAAAAAAGGAAAGAUCCCCUGUGGCCGUUCAGGGAAACAAGACAUCACACGGACAGAUGGUCAGGACGAUGUUGUUGUAGAAGUUAAAAAUGACCAGAAGGCUCCAGAAGAGACAGUACUUCUACAAGGCGUUAAUGGAGAGAAGAAGUUGCCCACUGACCAGUGAAGAGAGAUGAAGCAAUAUGCAAACCAGUGGAAUGAAGACAAGUAACCACAGUGCUCCCAGCCUAACCAGACCACACGGAUUAUGACAGUGACAUGAAUUGUUUUUGCCUUUAGAAACGCUGCACAUGCUCCUACACUGAAGCAGUUUCAACAAUGCUGGAGCCUUUCUUUCACUGGAAACCACUGAACACUUUACUGAAAUGACCAUAUGGCCUGUUGAUCCCACUAAUAUUUCCACUGUCAAACUGGUUCCUGAUGUUAUUAUUUCUGUUUGAUCUCUGCAAUUGCAUAUUACCUCUUAGCUGUAUAUUUCUGCUCAAGUUAUAUAUUGUCACAUCAGCAGUUACAGAAUACAAAAUGCCUUUCCAGGCUUCAUCCCCUUCACACGAUUGAAAAGAAAAUUCAUGUCACUUUUCUUUACAAUUCUUAGAAAUUCCGAUUAAACACAGCAAUUUAUAAAUUGAACAUUUUGAUCAAGAAUGUGUAUUAAAAAGCAUCCAGAUUACAAAGUGUUGUUCAAAGAGGAAAUUCUCAGGACUGUGCUAGCAUGGUUCUAACUAGUUGCAGACAGGUAUUUGCAUAAAACACACCAUGACUUGGACUAAGUCAUUUCAUUAGUUGUAUAAUUGACAUUAGGAAACAUGAUGUGGCACAUUUGUACAUAUUUUAAUCAAUAUCCCCACCUCUCAUCAGGAGAAUUAGUUAUGUGUUAAAAAAAGUAUUUUUGUAGAUUUCAGCUGCAGUCUGUACUCAGCACUCAUUUGGCUGGACGAACUUCAGUCAGUGAUAGAGAGCGAUAGGGUUACGGGUAAGCGGGGGUUUUAAUUCUUAGUUCUUUGCAGUAGAAACAUCAACAUUAGUAAGAUCAGGAAUCUAAGUAAAUCAACAGAAUCCAAAAAUGGUUUGAUUGAAUGGAUUUUCUGUUAGAAACGCUGACCACAUAUUGAAAAUGAUAUUUACUCUCUGCUAAGUCCAAACCAAAUGCACUGCACAAUAGGUAAUUUUAACUACACUUCAACAUCAAUAGUUCUCCCCUAAAUGGAGCUUCCAGAAAUAAUGAUUUGGUUGCAGUGCAGAAUUUACAUCAUCACCAAACCUUCAUUCAUUUACAAGCACAAGUCCUCACCAACAUAAAACCUUGGUUUCUUUCUGGUAGGACACAUGCUCCAUUGAAAAUAAUCCUAAUUCAUUUUCAAAUUAGUAAUCUGUUUUCCCUUUCAUGAUCACUUCAUCCUUAAAGGAAACAUCAUGUUUAUUGUUGGAUAAACUGCUGACUAGGAAAGCAUAUACUUUCCUCUAUGACAAUGAAGUUAAAAGAAUGCUAGCUUCUGUUUCUCACUCCACUGUUCUGGUGAGUAUUUCCAGCAUUUUGUGUUUGUAAUUGCCGUAAGGGAGCAGAACGCAUGGGGUGUGGAAUGGAAAUUCUCCUUUUUAAUGUCCAGGAUAUGUUUCUGCAAACUUGGGAGCUCAGCCAGCUCCACACCAAAGCACCAAGGCUAGAUGAUUGCAUUCUGUCCAGUUGCCUAUAAGCCUGGGUGUUGGUUCUUAGUUUAGUUUAUAAAGAAUUUGCAUGUUGUUAAAUCAGAGGACACCUUUUAGUCCUGUUUCUUUUGCAGGCUGUCUGCAGCAGUCAACACCACUGAAAAUUCUCUCAGCCUUCAACUUGCCCACUUACAGAACAAUUUGGCUUACUUUAUAUUUUGCAAAUACUAAUUUUUUUUAGCUAAUUGACAUGAGCGGCAACAUUAAAAGCAGCAACUAACAAAAGUCUCACUCAGUGGCCAAGGCAUUGGCCUGUAGUUAGAUUGCAUGAAAUGUUAGACCCUAGUGCACAGAAAGGGCAAUGUUUCCUGUCAUAUGCUUGGUGUAUAGCUCCAACUAUAGAAAGUUAAAUUACCAGAAUUUUUUUAUUUGUAGAGAUAAGUUGUUGAGUGGUGUGGGAAAUUAAAUGUGGGAAUAAUUUCCUUCAAAGAUUUUUUUUGAAGGAUGUGGAUUCCCAAGAACUUAGAGCUUUGGUUUAUCUUUCUGAUAAUCCCAGCGCUGCUCAUCUCUGGUACUGACAGCAUCAUACAUGUCAGAAGAUCCCAGUUCAAAUGAAGACCAGUUACUAUUCUACAACUUUUAAUAUUAAUUCCAUUAUUGGUAUACUGAUCUGCCUUCCCCCACCAUGCAGAUUACUGCAUUCCAUUUGCUUCCUUUCCUGCCUAUAUUUGAGAGCUUUUGAACUGUACAGUCAAUGGAAAACUCCCACACAAUUUCAUUAUCAGAAUGAGUAGUAGGUGGGAAAUAAAAUAAAAACACAAGUGCUAGCAAAACACUUUCUCCACAAGUGUUGCCAGACUUGUGGCAUUUCUCUAACACUUUUAUUUUUAUUUCAGAUCUCCAGCAUCUGCAAUACUCUUAUUGAAUGAUGGGAAUCUUUACUAAAGUCCUCAAAUGGUGAUCAUAGCAUCACAAAAAUCUAAGACCCCUCUCUAAGAAGCUGGUCUGACUGCCAAAAGUUUAAUAUUGCAUUUGAGGAUGAAAGAGAGCAUUAUAAUGAUGUAGAGCAUCACUGUAGAAUGAGCUGUGUCUCACUCACAUUGCCAUUGCUGCAGUUAAUUGGCCACCUCUGACUGACUCAUUCGGAAGGGAGGCCUAUAAGCAUAUUAACACAUCGCCGUGCUAAAGUUACUUGCUUGUUUGUUAUUUAUGUUGAAAUUUUAACAACGUUGAGACAGAGGCUGAAGCUGCGGCUGGAUCUUUUAAUAUACGCAAAAUUAGUUUAAAAUUAUAUUGUACACUGAUUUGAACUGUUGCAGAUUUGGUGUAAUGCCACAAAGUGUUUCAUGUAACUAGAGUGAAGCCCAUUAACUAGAAAGCAACUUUUUGGUCAAAUGAUGUUGGGACUAGAAAAGUUAAACGAUGUGGGCAGCUGGGUAGGCAGUUCUUGGAGUCAAUGAAACAACAGUAGUUACCUCAUUCUUGAGUGGCUGAAUAUCCUGACAGACAGUACCAAGUACCACCCACCAUUACACAUUUCCUGAUUGGUGAAAAUAGUGUGCCCACCACGUCAUAGGGAUACCUCAAAGAUCUGCAAUCACCUCACUCUUUUAGAGCUUAAGGUUUUUUUUCUAUUCAUGAGUGUCACUCGUUAGGCCAGCAUUUACUGACCAUCCCUAGCUGCCCAGAUGUUAGUUAAGCGUCAAUCACAUUGCUGUGGGUCCAGAGUCACAUGAAGGCCAGAGCAGGUAAGGUCAGUAAGGGCGACAGUUUGCUUCUCUAAAUGGACAUUAGUGAACUGGGUAUGUUUUUCUGACAUUCAGCAAUGGUUUCAUGAUCAUCCCUAGACUCGUAAUUCCACAUUAUUUUUAUUGAAUUCAAAUUCCAUUAUCUGGGUCUCUGGAUUAAUAGUCUAGUGAUAAUACCACUAGGCCAUUUCCUUCACUAUUGGGUCAGUUCAUUAUUGGGCCUAAAAUCCACAGAUGUUACAGCCUUACUUUUGGCUUGAAACUACUGACAACACUAAUUAAGGUAUUAAGCUGAACUAAGUGUGUCUGUACAUUAUUUUGUACAAGAUCAGUUCUGAAGCUACCAUUACUGACUCAUAGCGUAUAUACAAGUUGCUCUAAACUACACUUUUGAGGCUCCUCUGCAAGUACACGACCAGUGUCGGGAUCAGUCACGUGUCCUAAAGUUACCUGCACAGCCUCAUUCCAUUGAAGUACUUUGUCUUAUGUAAAUUUGAAAUAAAAACUGUGACUGACUUUUUUAUGACUUGCAAAGAAAAUGCUAAAUAAAAUAAUGUUGCAAAUACCUGA
This is a messenger RNA of Rhincodon typus (whale shark), 5737 nucleotides long. Its product is annotated as cell surface glycoprotein MUC18. The record is from RefSeq and is a predicted model, not a curated record. Gene Ontology annotation, cellular component: plasma membrane. Lineage: Eukaryota; Metazoa; Chordata; Chondrichthyes; Orectolobiformes; Rhincodontidae. The coding region runs from base 28 to 1938 and encodes 636 amino acids. The transcript has 17 exons.